UCCACCCCCUCUGCAGUUCGUGAGACAGGGCUGAGCAAAAUUUAGGCCAGGCGCAGCAGCGCUUCCCCGUCUGAACCAGGCCUGUAGCGCCUUCCGAGAAUGCCACAGGAGUUGCAGAAUUCCACCGAGUUGUCGCGGAAUGAGUAGCUGCAAGUAUCCAGUUGAGAGCUGCCAGGGCCAGGCUUGUGCCAAUGCUCAGAGCUCGUACUUGAGAGUCACUGCUCCGUUUUUCUCCUACAUUGAAGAAUCGUUCUAUUGUUGUGUAGUGUGUCCAUCGCAGGGUUGAGUUCUAAUGUGGUUGUGUGUUUUGCCAAGUGAGAUGUACCAAAUGUGUCACCAGUGUGUCCUCGAUCGUCGAAUUCGUUGAAAUUUAGCAGUCAUCUUCAGCAUCGACAAAGCUUUAUCGAGGUUGACGGGAAUCAGGGUAAUUGUGUCGUCAGUUGUAUCCCUAUUCCGUCGUCUGAAGAAAUAUGAAACAGGUCGUGAUUGAACGAACUAUGAUGAUUUGUCUACAGUCACCAUUUCGGAAGGAUUGCUGUGAAUUUAUUUUUCAAAAUUUAUGUAAUUGAAUUCUAGAGCAUUACUUAUAGUUUGUUUUACUUUUGAAGUGAGGACCUGCGUCAAUAAGAGCCGCGAAUCAGUAGCACUGAAGUGAUCCAGAACUGCCGUUUGGAAUAGCACGAUUGCUGCAAUUUUGAACAUGGCUGGCUUUAGAGACUUUUUGCUGAAUGUGCUAAGCUUGUAAAUCUUAUUAACUUCGUGAUCAUGGGAAGAUUUCGACAGCUGAGUUCCAUUUGUGGGCGAAAAACACUCGGAUUUUGAUAAGAGAACAGUUAGGUAAAGAUUUACUGUAGAGAUGACAACCAGGACAGCCUGCAAGUCGAUAGUCACUGCGAUGGCGAUAGCAGGACAAGCGUCGCGGGCCUGCGACGUAUGCAUGAACAAGAGUGCACGUUGGUACUGCGGCGCUGAUAGAGCAUAUCUUUGCGAGAAGUGCGACAUACAAGUGCAUUCUGCUAAUGCUCUCGCCCAGCGACAUGAGCGAGUUCCACUCACUCCGAACGCAGAGUCAACCAUAUUAGCUCGAAAAGACUCUCCUGACACCAAGAAUGCGAAAGAAAUACUGUUACGAAAACCAACCAUGUCUAAGAAGCUGCAAGCACCUCCAGUGAACGUGUUGCCAUCCAGAAAGCGAUUUAGGACCUGUAGGCUUCAUCCUUUUCGUCAAGCCAAGCACUCUCCUGGAGCCAAACAUGCUCCCAACCAGCUGGAGGAGGGAGAUGCGAAGAUGAAGGAAGACCUCUUGAUGUUUUCAGAGACUUUUGAAACCGAGAAUUUCCUGGUUGAUGUUACCCAAAAAGUGCCAUCACUUAUCGUGGUGAUGCAGGAUUCCUCGCCAUCGAGCUCGGAGUUGGAUGUUUGUUCAGACUUCUUCCAGGAGUUGCGCAGUGACUCUCAAGAGGUUAGAAGCUCUCCAUGGUCGGACUCUUUAGCCGCGUUCUUCAAAGGGAAAGCUGCCCAAGAAGAUUGCUUCCCUGACGAUGACACAUCAGACCAGUUCUUUUUACCUGAUGCAUUUGACGACGGAAUCAACAUUUGCUGCGACAUGGAUGGCAACAUUAGCGUUGCCGGAGAUGCAUGUUUCAUUUCUAAUGAUAUUCCCGGACUCAGCGGGUUUGAGGAUUUUGGCUCACGAGAAUUUGUCGGCGAUAGUUUGAGUUUUGACUUUGCUUUUCAUGAUACCUUACCGAGGGCCUUUGAAGGAGUUGGCGCGGAUACCUCUGAAAUGGGAGGUAUUUCCUCCAAAUAUAAUCUAGUCGGAGCAGAAAACGACCAAUUUCGCACUGGUCCUUUCGUUAAGUUUUUUUCGAAAAUUCCGAGGAAUGAGAAGAAGAUGCAUUUGACUCCUGAGAACAUCAAGAAAGAAGCCAAGGAGAUUUUGCUGUGCUGCCGGGAAGGUCUAAGUGAAGUAAACUUAGGCCUAGCUCCCACGCUGCGAUUGAAUUAUGAAGACGUCAUUACCGCUUGGUCCGAUAGAGGCGAGCCUUGGUUCUAUCCCCAUGAUUGUACCUCGGAUGCCACGGACGCUGGACUAGUGCCUGACAUGGCGCAGGAAGGCGCUGAUGAUUGCCAAGGAAGCCGCGAGGCUAGUGUGAUGAGAUUCAAAGAGAAAAGGCGGAGCAGACUCUUUUCGAAGAGAAUCAGAUAUGAAGUUAGGAAGCUCAACGCCGAAAAGCGACCUCGAAUGAAGGGUCGGUUUGUAAAGAAAAAUAGCUCAGGAUUCGACUUUAGACUCGAUCCAUUUCUAAGCUCCGAGACGCACGUUUUAGCACAUCCUCAUUAGCUUUCAUUCUACAACAAGAUGUGUUGAAGACUAUAGUAAAAUAAUACAUGAUUAUCAUGCCUGGUACAAGUGAGGUGGGAAGCUUGAGUUUAUGAAGAGGAUAUGUGCUUUGUAUUACACAUAUUCGUUGUCAUCAGAAAAUGAUAGGCCAAUUUGUAGAGUAGCACCUCCACCUUAACACCAACAGACAAUUUUGGUUGUUGUAAACUUCAUGAUAUUAGUAGAAUAUCUUAUUAUCGUUCUCAACAUUCAUAAAAACAUCUUUAGAAUUUUAAAACGAUCAAAUUUAAUAAUGGAUUUUUUAAUUUUAUU
This is a messenger RNA of Physcomitrium patens, 2656 nucleotides long. Lineage: Eukaryota; Viridiplantae; Streptophyta; Bryopsida; Funariales; Funariaceae. The record is from RefSeq and is a predicted model, not a curated record.